Messenger RNA from Stegodyphus dumicola, 7859 nucleotides. It is a transcript of the gene hyd, whose product is annotated as E3 ubiquitin-protein ligase hyd. Gene Ontology annotation, molecular function: RNA binding; zinc ion binding; ubiquitin-ubiquitin ligase activity. Gene Ontology annotation, cellular component: nucleus; cytoplasm. The record is from RefSeq and is a predicted model, not a curated record. Lineage: Eukaryota; Metazoa; Arthropoda; Arachnida; Araneae; Eresidae. Gene Ontology annotation, biological process: positive regulation of canonical Wnt signaling pathway; protein polyubiquitination.
AUGAUGUGGGGAUAAAGGCAUUAAGCCUAUGAGUCUUCUAAUUGAACAUUUCCUUGACAACACACCCACCAUAUUGAUUCGAUCGUUUUCCGAGAGUGAUAAGAACAAUGGAUCGCGAGUUCAGAGUGAGCGUUGUGUUUCAAUUAAAGGCCGAAACAUCAAAACCACUCCAAAAUGAUGUGGUAUCACGACUAACGAUCUUUAAAUGUUUCAAUUGAAUGAGGUCUUAAUAUCCCUCUUGUAUUUUAACUAAGUUCUCAAUAAAUUUAGCCCAAAUUAAAUUAAGCUUAAAUUAUGUAAAAUUAAAAAUUAUUUAAUACUUUAAGCACAAAAUAGGAAGUUUCCAAAUUUUUUGGCAUUAACAAUCAUGGCUAAAAGAAAAAGUGAUUCCAAGGAGAGAUUUCUAAUCAAAUCCCGAAAUUUGUAUGCAAAAUUUGAACGUGGAAAAAUAAGUACUUCCACUUCAUUCAUAGAGUUGAAGUAGUAAUAUGAUGUUAAGAUGUUAUUGCUAAUUUUUAACUAUUUCAUAUAUAGAUGAAACUAACUUUUGAAAGUGUUGUUGAUUAAUAGAAAUGACUUCAAUACAUUUUGUUGUACAUCCUCUGCCUGGAAGUGAGGAUCAAUUGAAUGAAAGGUUAAAAGAUGUAGCAGAAAGAACUAAUCGUUGUGGAUAUAGUGUUCCAUCUGUUCUUGCACAGUUAAAAAAUGCAUCAGUUAGGCAGUGUGUGGUUGGACCUAUGCAUGUUGCCUUUCUCCUAGAAGAUGGACGUAUUUGUCGACUGGCGUUUUCUGUCGUUUCAGAGCGUUUAGAUUUGAGCAAGAAUGAAACUUCUAAAGCCUUGAAUUUAAAAGGAUCUAGUAACUCAAAUUCUACUACUCGAACAACUGCACCACGUAAUAGAGGUCGUAUAAUGCGCACAACUAGUGGCAGAGGUCGAGGAAGUGGUGUUAUAAUGGGAUCUUCUAGGCCUGUUGUUCCUGCUCCUUAUGUUCCUGAAGAACUGAUAUCACAGGCUCAAGUUGUUUUGCAAGGAAAAUCUCGCAAUCUUAUACUCCGAGAGCUCCAAAGAACUAAUUUAGAUGUUAAUCUAGCUGUGAAUAAUUUACUGAGCCGAGAUGAUGAAGAAGGGGAAGAUGUGGAUGACAGUCAAGACUCGUACAUGCCAGGGGAUGAUUUAAUUUCUCUUUUGGAUGCGGGCAUUCAUAGUGACCAUCCUAGUGUUAUCAUUGAUGCAGAUGCUAUGUUUUCUGAAGAUAUGUUUGGUUAUUCUACUCUUAGGAGCAGAUCUGGUAGCCGUGGGCGAUCUGGUGAAAGAGAUAGAGAUAGAGAUAGUGAUCGAGAUCGGGAUGCAAUGUUUCGCUUAAGAGAACGGCAAUAUUCAGGAUCACGGCGAUGGCUAGAGACUGCUUUAAGAGAUAGCGGUGCUAGUGAUAAAUCAGGAGAAAGUGUUGGAGCACCAGAGAGUAAAAAACGAGAUGUUGGUGAAUCAAAUCCACUUUGGCUCUCUGAUGAGCUGGAGUUUUGGCCUGAAAAGCCAUGUCAAAGCACUCGUUUUGUUCAAAUGGGUGCUCUUUAUUCUGAGCUUAUAGCUGUAAAUGCAAAUGGUCAACUUUAUCAAUGGAAAUGGACAGAUGCUGAACCAUAUCGUUGCUCUGAGAGUCCUGGAAUAUUUCACCCAAAGACAAUAAGUCUUGGUUUGAGUGGAGAAAAAAUUGUCCUUCUUUCUUCAUGUUCUGUCAGAGCAACUGUUGUUAUGGAAAGUGGAAAAUGUGCUACUUGGCUUGAUGAAACUCUUGCCAUGGUGUCUUCUAAAUUAGAACAUCCUGCUCAAAUUUUCCCAGAGUUCCAACAAGAAAAAAUAACUUCUCUACAUGUGUGUUCGCUAUAUUCUUGUGUUCGCUUGGAAUCUGGUACUAUAUAUUGGUGGGGUGUAGCACCUUUUAAUCAGCGAAAGAGAUUGUGGGAAAAGGCAAGAGCGAAAUCGAAAAAGCAGUCAACAUCAUUUUCUUCGGAGAUUGUAAAUGGAGUGCAGGUCUGCAUGCGAAACAGCCCUAUGUAUCACUCUGGAGCUCUAGCUUUUACAAAUGCAGGAAAUGUACCUAAAGUAGGUCAGUUACUGUCUGCUGCUUGGAACCUUACUGAUACUUGCCAUUUUAAGAUAUUACCUCCAGGUUCAGGUGAAAGAAAACCUGAAAAAGAGACCAAAGAUUUUGUAAAAAUCGAGAUCAAAGUACCAUGUCAAGAAAUGCCACCACCACCCUCUCCAGCAUCUUCUACUUGCAGUGAACCUGCUUCUAGUCCUUUACCACCUAAACGUAAACAUAGGUCUAGUAUGCAGACAAGAGAAGAAGGAGAUCGUAAAGACGACGAAGCAUGGCCUUUGAAAGAUGUGAUAUUUGUCGAGGAUGUAAAAAAUGCUCCAGUUGGAAAAGUUGUGAAGGUUGAUGGCGCUUAUGCAGCUGUUCAGUUUCCAUCUCGAGAAUAUUCAUCUGGAAAUGGACGUUCAUCACAGAUGCAAUCUGGAUCUUCAUGUGAUGAUGUAAGUGUUUUGCUUCAAGAGUGCAGGCUUUUGCGUAAAGAUGAACUUUUGGUUGUAAAGAGUGGUAAUACACCUCGAGUGCCUGAUUGCUUUCAAAGAUCACCUAAAAAAGUGAAUAUAGCGGAUACUAGCUCAAUCCUGACUAUGGCUGUAGAUGGACAAGGUAUUCAUGCAGUAGUAAAGAAUGGUGAACGUUUGAGCUAUGUUUUGUACAACAUUUCUACUGGAAAAGCUUCACAAGAUAGUCCAUUCCCAACAGAUACACAGUCUUUUCUUGGCCAAGAUCUCAGACUUAUUUCUUUUGGAAUCAGUGGAGAAAAUGAAACUGUUGCUGUGCUUCGUGAUGGAAAUAGUGCUAUCUAUCCAUUAUCAAAAGAUUGUACCGAUAGUAUAAGAGAUCCUGUCUGGCUUGAUCUCCCUCCAGCUAGAGCCAUUGGUCUUGGAGUUCAUUCACUAAAAGAUGUAACAGCAAGUCAGAAAAACCAAGUGGCCAUAGUAGUGCUUGCACUUGAACACCAAACACUCCUGCCUCCAAUUUUGAAGUGUGAACAAGAGACUGUCAGACAAACUCUUGCUUCUCUGGAGAGAGAUUCUGGUACUCCACUCGGACAAAAUACUUUACAGUGUGUUCUGAGCGAACGUUGUGAUGGAAACAGAAAUAUAUUUCAUGCUGCUGUCACAACUUGCUUCCCAACAUCAAACAAAGAGUCUGAUUUUGGAGAUUACACAUGUAGAAAAAACAAGAAUGAAAAUUCUGAAUUGGAAACAAGUGGAAGUGCAAGCCUGGAAUCAUUAGAUUUAUUAAGUGGAACAGUUGCAAACAGUGGAAGUGGCCUUCCUUCACGCAAUUCCACACUUCGAGAAAUUAUGCGUAGAGCAACAUCAGCAGCACGCAACCUUGCUGGCUUUGAAAAUCGAGAUCAGGAUGUUGGGAUUCCUACUCUUGGAUGGCCUCCAGAACCUACAGAUUCAGCUGCUGGUUCCAUGUCACCUUUAGGAAGCUUAAGCACAUCAACAGAACCUUCAGAAAGGAAAAAUGCUGCUUUGAACAUUCUUUGGAGUUUAUGUGAUUCUCCAGUUCUGAAACCAUUUUUAAGGGAUCUUCUUACAGCGCGAGAUGCCCAAGGGUGUACACCAUUUAUGUCAGCUGUAUCAGGACGAGCUUAUCAGGCUGCUCUACUAUUAAUGGAUACAUUCUUGCGAUUAGCUCAAGAAGCAGCAAGAGAUACCGAAGAAAAACAGAAAUUCAUGCAGCCCAUGAUUUAUCCCCGUGGAGCUUUGCCAGAUGAUUCACCUUUGCAUGUUCUUUGCUAUAAUGAUACAUGCAGUUUCACAUGGACAGGAGCGGAACAUAUAAAUCAAGACAUAUUUGAGUGUCGUACCUGUGGUCUUACGGGCUCGCUGUGUUGCUGUACUGAGUGUGCACGUGUUUGCCAUAAAGGACAUGAUUGCAAACUGAAGAAAACUUCUCCCACUGCUUAUUGUGAUUGUUGGGAAAAAUGUAAAUGUAAAGCACUUAUUUCUGGUCAUCAGCCAUCUAGAUAUCAGCUUUUAAGCAAACUGAUUGAGGAUACUGAUCUAGUGUGUUAUCCAAAUAGCCGGGGAGAAAGUAUUCUACUUUUCCUUGUACAAACAGUGGGACGUCAGGCCAUUGAGCACAAGCAGUACAGACCUUCUCGUCCAAGAUCAUCUGCACCACGUAAAACUCCAGCCUCUGAAAUUCCUGAAACAGAUAUGCCAGAACAUGAUUUAGAACCACCAAGAUUUUCCCGACGGGCUUUAGAACGAUUGCUAAAGGAUUGGAAUGCAGUAAAGUUUACUAUAUUAGCUGGUUGGAAAGGGGAAGAUAUUUCAGCUUUAAAGUCAAAUUACUGUUUCGUAUAUGAUGAACAGGCAUAUCUUGGUCUUCAGAAUGGUACAGCUCUUCUGGAUAAAUUCACUCAUUGUUUAUUAACAAAAUGCAGUGCUGAGAUGCUGGAUACCCUGUUGAAUACUCUCAUUCUUGAAAUCCAAAAUGAAACAAAAGAAGGGCGAAAUGGAGAAGCUACAUUGGUUGCUAGACGCUUUGUUCGAUCAGUUGCUCGGAUCUUUGUGGUAUUAAAUGUAGAAAUGGCACCCAGUACUUCAAAAAAGAAAAAUAUUAGUACUGCCAAUCAACCUUUGACUAAGUGUAGAAGAGUGUUUCAAGCUCUCAUCACAAUAGCUGUGGAAGAACUUUGUGAAACUGCUGAUGCUCUUAUUGCACCAGUAAGACUUGGCGUUGCCAGGCCUACAGCUCCUUUUUCCUUAGUUUCAUCUAGCAACGAUGCUGUUCAUGGUAGUGAAGAAUUGUUUGCAGUUGAUCCAAUGAUGACACGAAGUAGCUUAAGUGAAGUAUCUAUACGAUCAUCUAACGGCCUUGUUGUUGAAAAUUCCCAGUCAUCCUUAGGUGUUAAUGGCUCUUCGCGCGAGAGAGAAGAUGAAGAUCCAGAGGUUGAUGUGAUGGAGAGAGAAGUAAGUGAAGACCAAGACCCGGAAGAGAGUGAGAGAGAUGACCGCACAGAACAAUCUGAACAUGACAAUGUCCCUCCAGAACAAAAUGAUGAAGGUUUAUCAUUGAGACUUAAUAUGGAUGAAAUUUUUCUAGAGAGUGAAAGUGAUAGUGACAGUAAUCCUGAUAGUGCAUCUUAUCAGAGUAAUCAAGAUAAUACUAGUGCACAAAGAAGUGCAACAACUGGUGGAGCAACUGCUAGUUCUGACACAGGUGUUGCAAGUCUUCCAUAUUUCUCCGAGGAUGACUCAGCUGAAUCCUCCAAUGCUGAGGAUGAAGAAGAAAGUGAAGCAGGGGAAACAGAGCCGGACACUGAAGAUGCCUUUUUAGAUGAACAGUUAGAGCGACGAAGUAAUGGUGGCUCAUCUGGUCCCAGACCAAAUCUAGCACCACAACAUAUGCAGUGGGCACUUCGUCAGAGAGAACCAGGGCGUGGGCCCAUCACUACCUCUGGUAGGUUGGGUUCAAGUGGUUUGAUAUAUAUAGAUCCAUCUUCUCUGAGAAGAGCAACUGGAACUACAGCUUCAGUUUCUGCAACUGUUACUCAAGAAUGCACAGCAGCAGCUGCUACAACAUCAGUAUCUCUUGCUAGAGCAUUUGCAAUUGUUAUGAGACAGAUUGCAGAUCUUCUAACUAUGCUGCAAGAUUACCAAGCUUUAAUGCCCAAUUUAGGCAGAGUGCUAGAUGUCUCUGGUCAAGAUAUAGCAAAUUUACAGGUAUAUUUGGAAUAUCAUUUGAGGCCAACUUGGGAAUGGUUAAUAACUGUUAUGGAUUCUACUGAAGCUCAGCUGCGUUUUGGUUGUGCCUUAACUUCUGGAUCCAACCCAUCACAUCCUUCUCAUCCUUUGCAUUUGUCACAACAUACAAGGUCUACUAGAUCUAGAGGGGAAUCUGAAGGACGUGCUUCAAGUAGCACUGUCGAUGGACGUCGCAGAGGUGCUGAUGGUGUUUCUGCUAGAAGAGAUUUCCUUUCAUAUGCAUUAUCUCUCAUGAGAGCCCACAAUAAUGAACAUUUUGAUUCAUUGCCAAGCCUUGAUAUAAAUGCAUUGAAACAUGUUGCAUAUGUGUUUGAUGGACUAAUAUAUUAUAUACGUUCUGGAGUGGAUGGAACUGACACAGAUACAAUGAGAGGAGAGGGCUUAAAUUUAGAUCCAUGGGCCGAUCAGGAUGAAAUCGUUUUACAGGAUGAAAAUGAUAAUGAAGAACAAGAAGAAGAAAAUAGUUCAAAUAUGCCUAUGGAAGUUGAAGGAGCUGAAGAUGAAGGACAUAUUUCAGCUAAAGGUCGUAAACAUUCUUUUUUUCAGCGUUCUGAUUCUACAUUAUUUUUAGGCUGUCCUCCACCAGACCCAUUUAACUCUCCUUUGGCUGAAUCCUUGCUAUUAGCUGAUCAGCCACAUCUUUUACAACCUACUUCCAGAAAAGAAGAACUUUUUGGAAUUCCUAGAUCGUCAUCUGCACAUUCAGACUGUAAUCUUUCAGUUACAUUGCCUUCAGAUAAUCCCAUUUGUGGGUAUUUUGAAUCUGUGCCUACAAAAUUAGGUUUAUCUGUUCGUGCAGCUGAAGUCCGACGACAGACUCCUUCACCAUCACAAUUACCAACUGUUCAUUUACCUUUAUCUGUACGUCAUCCACCUCCCCCACUUCCUCCACCUGAAUAUGAGGACAGGGAAAAUUCUGGAAGUGCAAGUGAUUCUCGUAGAUCCCAUUCAGAUGAUGUAGAUAUGCGAAAUGAAUCUUUUUCAAACUGUUCUUUGCCUAGCAGAUCAAGUUUUGAAGGACAGGAAUUUGCUAUAGCUAUGACUACAAAUAACAGAUCAGCAUGUAAGACACCUGACUACGAUGCAGAAAACUUUGUCAAUCAAGUGUUAUCAGAACCAUCUCGAGCUCCUAUUAUAGUUACCGCUCCUUGCAAGAAGUUUGAUAGUGUAAGCCCAGUGAAGUCUAGUGUCAUCGUUCAUGCAGGCUGCAUUCGACAAUCAGCAUCAUCUAGUCCUGAUUUGCAAGCUAAUUCCAGUUCAAGUUUUAUAGCCACUCCAGAUCCUGCUGCUGAAGUAACUGUCACAUCUAGCUGUACAACAUCAACUGCAACUUCAGCUAUGGGUGUAACUUUCUCACGUGAUGCAAAUGUGUGUUAUGGUAAUGAAGGAGGAUCAGGACAAAGUUAUUCUCAGAAUAGACCUGGUGGCUCCAUCGGCCAAACAUUGUCACAUGACAUGCUCCUUGGAAGGUGGCGGUUAGCUCUUGAGUUAUUUAGUCGAGUGUUUGUUGAUGAUGUUGGAGCUGAACCUGGAUCUGUGAUAAGUGGCUUGGGUGGUUUCCCUGUAAAAGAGAUGAGAUUUCGUAGAGAAAUGGAAAAAUUAAGAAGCUCUCAACAAAGAGAUCUCACGCUUACUAAAGUUGAACGGGAUCGAACGUCUUUAUUGCAGCAAACUUUCAAAGAACUGAAUAACCAGUAUAACAGCAGUAACCGUCGCAGUAGUGCAGGUCAGCCUCCUUUAACAGUAUCAAGAGUUAAAGUUACUUUUAAAGAUGAACCCGGUGAAGGAAGUGGUGUAGCAAGAAGUUUUUACACUGCAAUAGCAGAGGUAAAACUUUUUUCUUUAAUUUCCUUUUUUUUUGGGGGGGGGAGGUUUAAUGUGUACAGUGAUAAUGCCUGUAUGAAUAGGGAUGGUGGUCCCCUCAUAUAUUUAAGUUUUUUUAACCUCCACUAUCCAGCACUGUGUUUUAAACCUCUCAAUCGUAAUUUCUCCUUCUUACUCAUUUUUCAGAUUUAAUUCAAUCUCUUCAUA